Talaromyces rugulosus is the source of this 2232-nucleotide messenger RNA. RefSeq lists its product as uncharacterized. Lineage: Eukaryota; Fungi; Ascomycota; Eurotiomycetes; Eurotiales; Trichocomaceae. Bases 1 to 2232 code for a protein of 743 amino acids. Gene Ontology annotation, molecular function: zinc ion binding; DNA-binding transcription factor activity, RNA polymerase II-specific; DNA binding. Gene Ontology annotation, biological process: DNA-templated transcription; regulation of DNA-templated transcription. The transcript has 4 exons. Gene Ontology annotation, cellular component: nucleus. The record is from RefSeq and is a predicted model, not a curated record.
AUGAUUGGCGCAGUGACUCCGAGCUCCGAAAUCCGAGACGUCGCAAAUUUCUCUCCGCUUCACUUCAUAUCGCGCAGAAACUGUGCAUCUCAGUCCGACUGCACGCCCUCAGGACACAGAGAUAUGUUCCCAUCGGCUAUCAUGCGUCGGAAUGGCAAGCCACAAUCCUGCGAGCCCUGUCGGAAGUCCAAGCUUCGAUGUGACCAUACCCGGCCUGUCUGUGGUCGAUGUACCGCCAGGAAUAUGGCGCAGCGCUGCUUCUACCAUCCUUCGCCGAUGACCAAAAGACCUGCGUCUGACAGCCGCGUCUCGUCUUCGACCCAAGACACGUCGUACCGGAGUGAUGGCCGAUAUCGAGCCCAUAAGAUCAUUAGCCCUAGUGGCUCUAAUGCAUCUAGUCCUGGCAUGGGAGUUCAUCUGGCACCGACAGCGUCUUCGAGAUUACAGUUGGCUGCAUCCCCUGGUUAUCUCGGUUCAACGAGCUACUCGGCAGUGCUGGCAGAGCACCAGAAGGAGAUUCCUAUUGAUUCCGAAGCACCGGUGGGCACAAUGCCGAAUGCCAUAGACCCCGACAGUGCACAGGCCGGUUUCCGGGUUCUUGCUCUGCUGUACAACUUGACCUUCCUCGAUGGACUAAUUGUUCGAUCCUAUAGAGGAAAAUGGUACAGGAUCUUCCCGACAUCUAUCAUCGAGAAGAUCGUGAGCGUCACACGGCGACUUUAUGAUCAUUUCGAGGCCUCUGAGACUGAGGCUCGAUUAAGCGACCUCUCCAUUCAAGUCUUUCGCAACUCUUUUAGACCGAUGCCUCGCUCUAAAGACAUGACAGUGGAUGAAUAUGUCGAUACAUUUACAGGCGAAAACACGCGCUGGGAAACCAUUGCUCUUCUGCUCGCCAUUGCAGGCAAUGCAGUGCUUUCAUGCUACGAACAGGACCCCGUUUUUGCGGAGCUACGAGGGUAUAGCGACGGCCAGAAGGAAAAUUUCCAAGUAAAGGACCAGCUCUUGUCGCAGUUGUCCGACGCGGCUAGUACAUGUCUCACGUUCUGCGACCAUACAGCCGCUUCGAAUGAAAUUCUAGCCUAUGCGCAGUAUACCGAUGUAGUGGUUAAAACACAGCAGUAUGGUGAUUCCAGCUAUCAAGCGUGGCGUCGUCUCGGUGACCUUUCUGCCACGGUGUACGCCUCUGGUCUGCACAAGGUCGAUGGCCCUGCGGAUGAGAACUGUCCAUUUUUCUUGAAACAGCUACGACGAUGCUGUUUUGCCGCGGCAUUCUUCGUCGACAAAUCCGUGGCAACGUUUGUGGGGCGACCACCCCUGAUAAACUUUCGUUAUUGCUCGCUUGCCCUUCCUUACGAUCUUGAUGAUGAUAUGCUUCUUGUGCCAGGUGUCGCCGAGCAAGAUGUUUUGAAACAAGUCGACGUCAACGGAUGGGACAAGGAUGGGAUCAAGCGACGCACAAGUAUCGUUCGCAUCCGGUUUCUGCUGUCGAUUUGUCGCGACGAGAUUCUCGAGAUGGCCUUGGGGGAUGGGUAUCAACGAGAUAUUCCCCGGAAAGCAGAAGCAAUUCUGGAACGCGCACACAAGGCCUGGGAGCAAUGCCCGGCACAUCUGCGCUACGAUCACCUCUCCCAGGAAGAACUCAACAACCAACUCCAUUGGCAGCACAUGGCAGUCACUCUGCUGUACAUGGACUACCUGCACAGCCAUUUCCUGCUGCACCGUGCCGUUGUCAAGUACACUGAUGCCGGCCAGAAGCCUCUCUUUGACACCGCCAGAUCAUUACUCUCCACCGUACUUCGCCUUUGCAACGAGCGCGAAGUCACCACCGACCGAAGUAAACAGGUCUCAUGGGUUGUGUUAUACUACGGCCUCCCUAGCGCGUGUGUUUUGGCAUUUGAAAUCCUGCGACAAACUCACAACCCAGGGCCUCUCCAUCCCUCUGAUGUUCAUUUGCCACGAUCGGAAAUCAUUCGCAAUCUUAGCGUGUUUGUUUCUUGCCUUGCCUGGGCUGCUAGUCCCAGCCCGAGUCAUGGAAAUUAUGCUGUGUGCCGGGAAGUCGAGAAGAAACUAGCACACAUUCUCGACCAGAUCCUCGACCCCCCGCCGCGAGUGACUGCACCACCUGAAGAUUUCAGCUUCGUGCAAAAUUUUGCGUCGGGGCUAGAGGGGUACUUGGACUGGAACCAGUUCAAUAAUGGGUACGAUUUCAAUUCGGAUUAUUUUGCUUUUUGA